AUCAUGACCAACCACAGCCUCAGAAAGGAGAAUGUGUACGUGCCAAAAUCAAGGGAGAGUCACAAGUUUGGGAGCUGGCUCCAUGUGAAACUCUUUUACCAUUUAUAUGUCAUAUUAAGUCAUGCCAUAGAGAUUCCUUCCAUUGCAACAAUGGCCACUGCAUCAGUAAAAAGUUCUUGUGUGAUGGUGAAGAUGAUUGUGGUGAUCAGUCAGAUGAAAUGGAUUGUCCAGCUUCUUGCCACUUUCAUCUGCAAAGUUCUGGGGAUGCAAUUCAAUCCCCCAAUUAUCCAAAUCGUUAUUUUGCCAAUUCAAAUUGUAAAUGGACGUUAGAAGGACCAAUUGGUACUGGUAUUGUUCUUCAGUUUUCCGAUUUUGACACUGAAUCCAGUUUCGACACUGUUCAAAUCCAAGUUGGUGGACGCACCGAAGAGAAGAGUGUGUCUUUAGUUACAUUGUCGGGCAAUAAAGAUGUAUCAUCUAUGACUUACACAACAGCUUCCAAUCUUAUGAUUAUCAAAUUUCGCACAGAUGCCUCAGUAGAAAAGAAAGGUUUUAGAGCCAGUUGGAAGACAGAACCUGUUAGAUGUGGAGGUGAGCUUUUUGCCCUACCAUCUGCUCAAGUUCUUACUUCAGCCACAUAUCCACAACCAUACCCUGGUGGGCUCGAGUGUUUGUAUGUGUUAACCGCACCAGCAGGGAAAAUCCUGACACUUGAGGUGAUAGAUAUUGAUUUGGAGCCUAAUAAAGAUUUUAUUCACAUACGAGAUGGUCCUAGCCCGUCGGAUCCUUUGCUUGCCAAAAUGAGUGGUGGUGUUGAAGAUAAUCCAAAAUUUCUUCUUUCUACAACAAAUCGUGUAUACAUGUAUUUUCAUUCUAGUUUUGGAGACAGCCGAAGAGGAUUUGCCAUACGUUUCAGAGCAGGAUGUGAACUUGAAGAAGUUGCAUUAGCCGGAAAUUUGUCAUCUCCCGCUUUUGGAAUUUCGAAAUACCCUCCUAAUCAAAUAUGUACAUACCGAAUCAGUCUGCUUGGUGGGGGACCAGUAUCAUUAAGAUUUAAUGACUUUCAAGUGGCUGCUGAUGAUUAUGUUCAGGUGUUUGAUGGUGUGAGCAGAGAAAGUGGUGUACCACUCCAUCCAGGAAGUGGAUUUAGUGGAUUAUCAAAACCGUCUAUCACAAUGACUGCCAGCAGUGGAAAUCUUCUUGUACUGUUUGUUAGUAAUCCAGUCAAUAUUGAGAAAGGUUGGAGGGCUAGUUUCAGUGCAGAUUGCCCUCAAAUAUCUGUCGGUACUGGUGCUAUAGCAUCUAGCAGAGAAAGAACAUUUGGAGCAAAGAUAAGGUAUUCUUGCCCUGCUGGUCAGGAGUUUAGUACUGGUGUUACUGAAAUUGAGAUAGAAUGUAUGCAAAGUGGACAGUGGAGCCUUCCUCAUAUCCCUAGAUGUCAAGAACGUUAUUGUGGUCCAGUUCCUCAGAUUGACAAUGGCUUUGCAGUUGCUGCAACUAAUGUUACCUAUCGAGGAGUUGCUACUUAUCAGUGCUAUGCUGGAUUCGCCUUCCCGAGUGGUUUACCAACUGAAGCUAUUCGCUGUUCAGAAGAUGGACGCUGGGAGAAAUUGCCUGUUUGUCUAGCAUCCUCUUGCCCCCCACUCACUGAAACUCCUCAUGCGACUCAAGUUGUAUUGAAUGGUGGCGGUAGAAGCUAUGGAACGGUUAUUCGAUUUGAAUGCGAACCUGGUUACUUCAGAAUUGGUGCUCCUGUUAUAUUGUGUAUGAGUGAUGGACAAUGGUCUACACCUCCUCCUCAGUGCGAAAGAGCACAGUGCCCAAUUCUUCCUGAAAUUGAAAAUGGAUUUGUUGUUGAACCCCAAAAGAACUUUUUAUUUGGUGAUAUUGCUAAAAUUCAGUGUCACCGAGGUUAUAGACUUGAAGGCAGCCCAGUCAUAACAUGUGGUCCAGAUCAAAAUUUUACUAAUGUUCCAUCUUGUAUAGAUGUCAAUGAAUGUUCUGCUUCAACUUGUGAUGCUGCAUCAACUGUGUGUACAAACACUGCUGGAGGAUUUUUCUGCAAAUGCAAGGAGGGUUUUGAGCCAAAUUUUGACUGUAGACCAGUUGGAGAUUUAGGACUUAGUUCUGGCAUUAUACCCGAUACAAAUAUCAAAGUUUCUGGAGUAGAAGCUGGUUAUGGAAAAAAUAUGGUGAGACUUGAUAGUGGUAUCGGAUGGUGCGGAAAUGUCCCUAGACCUGGUCAUAACUGGGUACAAAUUGACCUCCGUGCACCAACAGUUAUAAGGGGAUUUCGAAUUCAGUCUGUUAUUCGAUCAGAUGGAUCUAUGGCCUAUCCCAUCAGUUUGAGAAUACAUUUCACGGAUGAUCUCACAGAUGCAUUUAAAGUUUAUAGCGAUUCAUCUGGAAGGCCCAUUCAAUUCAGACCAACUCCUGAUGGUAGGACAGGACUAUCAGUGGUCACCCUCCAACAGCCACUUGAAGCACGAUAUGUCAGAAUUGUAAUAAUGGAAUAUGUCGUUGCCCCAUGCUUGAAAUUAGAACUCAUGGGUUGCUCAAGACAAGAUUGUGUUGAUAUCAAUGAAUGCAUGGAAAAAAAUGGUGGUUGCGAUCAAAGAUGUAUUAACAGCCCAGGAAGUUUCAAUUGCCUUUGUAAUGUUGGAUUUGAUUUAUAUACUGAAAAUGGUACUGCUGGUUUUAAUGUACCACAAAGUGAGACUGGUUUGAAAGAUGAUGAUGUGUAUAGAAUAAACAAGACUUGUGUUCCUAAAAUGUGCCCUGCACUUAAUGCUCCAGAAAAUGGUGUUAUAUUAUCAACAAAAUCUAUGUUCCAUUAUGGAGAUGUAGUUAGCUUCUUAUGUGACUUUGCUUUUGUGAUGGUUGGCAAUCCCACUAUACUUUGUACGAGCAAUGGUGUUUGGAACGGAAGUGUCCCUUCUUGUGAAUAUGCUCACUGUGACAGAUUGCCAGAUGAUCCUUCUCAAGGUUUACUGUUUGAAUCAGAAUCUGAGGGAAAAUAUAUUCCUUUCUUUGAAAAUGUAACAGUUUCGUGCCAUGAAGUUGGAAAGCCUUUGCGAGCAACUGCAACUUCAGGAUUCAGGCAGUGUGUAUUUGAUCCUCAUGAUGGAAUGCCAGCACAUUGGCUUUCUGGAGCUCGACCAUCAUGCCCUAGAAUUGACUGUGGUCCACCUCCGGAAACACCUGGAUCAACUUAUGGUUUUUAUGCAGAUACUAGAUAUAAAGCAAGCUUUUUCUUUGGCUGUGAAGAAACAUUCACUUUAGCUGGAAAAACUUCGCUAAAUGAUAAUGUAAUUCGAUGUCAAGAAGAUGGAACUUGGGAUUUUGGAGAUUUAAGAUGUGAAGGGCCUGUUUGUGAAGAUCCUGGUCAUGCCCCAGAUGGUCAGCAGAUUGCUAUUAGUUAUGAGCAAGGGACAGAAGUUCAGUUCUCUUGUCUUCGUCCUGGCUAUGAGCCAUACAGCAGUGAACCUAUUAAGUGUGAUAAAAAUGCUGAAUGCAAAGUUAUUAAACCAAUUGGGCUCAGCACUGGUGCUAUACCUGACUCUGCAAUUAAUGCAACCUCACAGAGACUAAAUUAUGAAGCUCGAAAUAUAAGACUCAAUAGUGCUACUGGAUGGUGUGGCAAGACAGAACCUUUUACUUAUGUUACUGUUGAUCUCGGACGUACAUUUAUCAUAACUGCUCUUUUGAUCAAGGGUGUUGUUACAAAUGAUGUAGUUGGUCGACCUACAGAGAUACGAUUUUUUUACAAAGUACAAGAGGCCGAGAAUUUUGUUGUUUAUUUUCCUAAUUUCAACCUAACUGGCAAGGAUGACAAUUUUGGAGCUCUUUCUGUGAUAAAUCUGCCUUUGAGUGUUCGAGCUCGUUAUGUUAUUCUAGGAAUUGUAUCAUAUAGCAGAAAUCCAUGCUUAAAAUUUGAACUUUUGGGUUGUGAAGAACCAAAGCAACCAAUACUUCUAGGAUAUAAUGCGGGAUAUCCUUUAUGUAUAGAUACGGAACCUCCACAGUUUAUCAACUGCCCCACAAGGCCAGUUGUAGUGAGUCGGUCUUUAUCUGGAAUACUCCCUGUCAAUUUUUCUGUGCCUGUAGCAGUGGAUAAUUCUGGAUACAUUGCAAGAUUUGAAGUACAUCCUCUUGGUUUCACAUUGCCUGCUAUUGUUGUUGAAGAUAUGAGUAUUGAAUAUAUAGCUCAUGAUUCAGAUGGGAAUUUUGCAGUCUGUGUUGUUAACAUUACUGUCCCAGAUUAUACACCUCCAUUCUUAAGCUGUCCUCAGUCAUAUGUUAUUGAGCUUGUGGAGCAACAAGAUAGUUAUGCUGUGAAUUUCAAUGAUACUCGUCGUCUGAUAAAUGCAACAGAUGCAUCGGGCCCUGUCACAAUCACUUUGACUCCUGAGACUGCCAUAAUUCCUCUCUGGGAUUUCCGUAAUGUCACCGUUGUGGCAACUGAUAUACAUGGCAAUCAAGCUUUCUGUCAUUUUCAAGUUGCAGUUCAGCCUGCAAUGUGUGUUGCAUGGUCUCUCGAAGCUCCAGCUAAUGGUAUCGUUAACUGUCUCCCAGAUGAUGAAAGAAAUGGAUAUCGAUGUUUAGCAACUUGCAACACAGGAUUCCGGUUUACAGAUGGUGAUCAGGCGAAGACAUUUUCAUGUGUAGCUGGACAACCAUGGGCACCUACAAGUAUUGUUCCAGACUGCGUACCAGAAGAUACAAACCAAGCAUUUUAUGAUGUAAUGGCCACAGUGGACUAUACAGCUGAUGGCCCAGUUUCACCUUCUUGUUUGAGUCAGUAUAUUGGUUAUCUCGGAUUACACUAUAGUUCUCUGAAUCAAGUAUUAUCAGAAAGGUGUUCUGCUAUCAAUGUAAAAAUGGAGAUCACAUUCCACAAUACGUCAGUCAGAGUUAAAGCUGAUAAUGAGGUUGUCAUAGGCUACACAAUACGUAUUGAUCCUGUAGUUCGCCAGACAUUACUCUAUGAUCUUUGUGGAUCCACUCUAGGACUUAUAUUUGAUCUUAGUGUGCCAAGUACUUCUGCUAUAAUAGAACCAAUUUUGAAUGUAUCAUCUCAAAGUAUAUCCAGUCAAUGUCCAAGUUUGCAAGCUAUUCGAUCUCACGUGACACGAGGUUUUGCUUGUGACGAAGGUGAAGUGUUAAAUUCACUGGGCGAGAGUCAAGUGCCUAGGUGCUUGCAUUGCCCAGCAGGAACACAUGCUUCUAAAACAAAUGAAUGCAUUGUAUGUCCAAGGGGAUUUUACCAGGAUCUAGUACGUCAAGGUUCUUGUAAACGUUGUCCUGAUUCUAUGUACACCAGACAAGAAGGCAGCAAAAGUCGGAAUGAUUGCAUACCUGUUUGUGGUUAUGGGACAUACUCUCCAACUGGUCUAGUUCCUUGUUUGCAGUGUCCAAGUAAUACUUUCAGUUCCUUACCCCCAAGAGAUGGUUUCAAAGAAUGCCAAAGAUGUCCUGCUAAUACAGUUACAUAUGUCCCUGGCUCUAAGCUUCUUGAUGACUGCAGAGCACAAUGUCCACCAGGAACUUAUUCUGAAACUGGUCUGGAACCAUGUGCUCCUUGUCCAACUAACUAUUUCCAGCCAUUGGAAGGCCAGACAUCUUGCAUGGAAUGCGCUGCAAACCACCGAACUUUAAGACCUGGAGCAUUGAGUCCAGAAGCUUGCAUUUCAGUUCAAUGCAAUGCUCAAGCAUGUCAGAAUGGAGGAGUAUGCUUAGUGCAACUGCAUGAACCAAAAUGUUACUGCCCUGCUGGAUUUACUGGACAAUUCUGUGAAAUUGACAUAGAUGAAUGUGCCAGCAGACCGUGCUAUAAUGGUGGAACUUGCAUUGACCUUCCUCAAGGUUAUAGGUGUCUCUGCCCGAUAGGUUACAGUGGCCUGCAGUGCCAAAUGGAGCAGUCAGAAUGCCGCAAUGGCUCUUGCCCAGAAAGAGCCAUGUGUCAAGAUUUACCUGGUUUAGGAACAAUUAAUUGUUUGUGCCGUUCUGGUUAUGAAGGACCUGCAUGCAACAUCACCAUCAAUCCUUGCACAUCUGGUGAAAACCCAUGCUUUGGAGGGGCAACUUGUAAGCCGUUACAGCAAGGAAGAUAUAAGUGCAUCUGCCCUCCAGGUCUCACUGGACCAACUUGUGAAAUAAACAUAGAUGACUGCGCUGAACAACCCUGCCUUCUUGGAGCGAACUGCACCGAUCUACUAAAUGACUUUUCAUGUGACUGUCCUCCAGGAUUUGGUGGUAAACGAUGCCAAAUGAAGUACAAUUUGUGUGCCUAUGAUCCUUGUUUAAAUGGAAUUUGUGUGGAUCACUUAUUCUAUUAUAGUUGUAUCUGCCAUCCAGGUUGGGCCGGACCAUCCUGUGAAAUUAAUAUAGAUGAGUGCAGCAGCAAUCCAUGUUCGAAUGGUGGACUUUGUGUUGACCAAAUUGAUGGCUUUAAGUGCCAAUGUGAACCUGGAUUUACAGGAUCAAGGUGCCAACAUCCUAUUGAUGCUUGUGAAGCUAAGCCGUGCCAGAAUGGUGGCACUUGUUUCGAUCUUAUAAAUGGUUUUGCAUGCCAAUGCAGACCAGGGUAUGUUGGACUGCAAUGUGAAGCUGAAGUAGAUGAGUGCAUAAGCAGUCCCUGUAAUCCAAGUGGCACUGAGAGGUGCAUUGACUUAGAUAAUUCUUUCCAAUGCAUGUGUAAUCCUGGCUUCACUGGGGAGCUAUGUGAGUUUAAUAUCAAUGAAUGCAGUUCAAGCCCUUGUCUUAACAAUGGUAUUUGUACUGACACUGUGAAUGGAUUUAGAUGCCAGUGUCCUCAGGGAUGGACAGGAGAGCGUUGUGAAGUAGAUAUUGGUGGCUGCAGCAGUGACCCAUGUCUAAAUAAUGCCAAAUGUAUUGAUCUCUUCCAAGACUACUUCUGUGUAUGCCCAUCCGGCACUGAUGGUAAACGCUGUCAGACGUCACCUGAACGGUGCAUUGGUACACCUUGCAUGCACGGUGGCAUAUGCAAUGAUUAUGGAAGUGGACUCAAUUGUUCCUGUCCUGCAGAAUAUACUGGAUUAGGUUGCCAACUAGAUUAUGAUGCCUGUGAAGAAAAUAUUUGCCAAAAUGGUGCAACUUGUGAGGAUAUGGGAGAACAGUUCAGAUGUAUUUGUCCUCCUGGAUUUACAGGUCCUCUCUGUGAAGAUGACAUUCCAGACUGCCUUCCUAAUUCUUGUCCACCAACUGCCCAGUGCAUUGACCUUACUAAUGCUUUCUACUGCAAAUGUCCUUUUAAUUUUACUGGAGAAGAUUGCAGAAAACCUAUAAGCAUUGAUUAUGAUCUCUACAUCAAUGAUGAAAGUAAAUCUUCCAGUGUUGCUCUAGCAGCUCCAUUUGAUUUAGGAACUUCUAGCCUCUCUGUUGCUAUGUGGAUACAGUUUAAUAGUCAUGAAUCAUCAGGCGUGUUCUUUACUUUAUACAGUGUGGAGUCAUUACAUCUGCCUGUUGGGAAAAAGAUUCUUUUGCAAGCAGAUCAAGCUGGUGUCCUUAUUGCUCUGUUUUCAGACAGUGUUCCAGAUACUUUUAUACCAUAUCUUAAAAAUGUACCCAUUAAUGAUGGCCAAUGGCAUCAUAUAGUGGUCAUGUGGAGUGGUGAGACUGGAACAGUUUCUUUGAUUACUGAUGCUGCUGUAGCUGGCACAAUAACAGGAUAUGGAGAAAAUCUGUACUUACCUGAACAUGCAUGGGUAAAUCUUGGAUCGCCACUAGAUGAACAGAACAGAGCCACUGCAUCUGCUGGUUUCCAUGGUCGAAUCAGUAGAGUAAAUAUAUGGAACAGACUUUUGGAUGUUUCGUAUGAAAUACCAACACAGUUCCGCAGUUGUAAGAGUGCACCUGUUCUUUACAAUGGACUCUUACUGAGAUGGACUGGAUAUGACCGUGUUGAUGGCACAAUAGAGCGUGAAGGACCAGGUACCUGCGGAGAAUAUAUCUGCCCUGUAGGCUUUACAGGAGAUGCUUGUGUGAUUCAGACCCAAGAUAAACUUCCACCAAAACCUUUAGAGUGUCCUCAAGAUAUAUGGAUUGUGACUCCUAAUAACAGUGCUCAAGUGACUUGGAAAGAACCUCCUUUUAUUGAUUCAAUGCAUACAUUGUAUGUUAUGGAACAUAGGGGAUUGACACCAGGUCAGACUUUGAGCCGAGGAAUUCAUCAGCUGUCAUACAUUGCUAAAGAUGCUGAAGGAAAUACAGCUAAAUGUGACUUUAAAAUCCACAUUUUAAAGGAAUUUUGUCCUUUGCCUCCACCUCCAGUGAACGGACAAAGACACUGUUCUGAUUGGGGGCCAAAUGGCCGAUUCAAGGUAUGCACCAUAACAUGCAAUUCAGAUUUGGAGUUUUCUCAGCCUGUUGCUAAAUUUUACACUUGUGGCGCUGAAGGCAUUUGGCAUCCACCAUCUGGUCAUGGUUCAAAUCUAGUAUUUCCAGCUUGCUCAGCCAAAAAACCUGCACAGAAAAUAUUCAGAAUUAGUAUGAAUUUCCCAUCCUCUGUGGUAUGUUCAGAAUCUGGCAAAAAGAUCUUGAAGUCUAGAAUCGAAAAUAACUUAAUCCGAGUAAAUCGGGAAUGGAGAAUUUGUACAGACAAUAUACCUGGUGUUUGCAAUGGUCUCAAAGUUAAAGUACACUGUAGCAAGCAAGCUCAAAUCAAGAGACAAUUGGAUAAUAAUGAGCUGUAUAUAGUUGAAAUUUCGUUUCCUGCAAAUAAGGAUCCUGUUGUCAACAUUAAUACACAGCAGCAGUCUUCCAUCCAAAAAGUUCUUGAGUCAGCAAUUUUGCAGAAUCAGGCAUUUGAUAUUCAUGAUACUUUGCCCAAUGUGCUACCAGAUUUAACAUCUCUUGAUAUGGUUACUGAUUACUCAUGUCCAGCUGGUCAAGUUGUUGUAGCUCCUUAUUGUGUUGAAUGUGGGCUUGGAACAUAUUAUGACAAUUCAAGUAAAGCCUGUUUAUCAUGUCCUGUGGGUACUUAUCAAGAUGGAACAGGGCAUUUAACUUGUAAAGCAUGUCCAAUAAUAGGGGAAAAACAAGGUAUAACAGAAACUGUUGGUGCUAGAUCUAGUGAUGAAUGCAAAGAACGUUGUUCUCCUGGAAUGUAUUAUGAUGACGUCGCUAACCUCUGCCGGCCUUGUGGUCAUGGUUUCUACCAGCCAAAUAAAGGUGCUUUUAGUUGUAUAUCUUGUGGAUCUGAUUUAACAACUAAGAGUAACAAAGCUGUGUCACCUCAAGAGUGCAGAGAGGAAUGUGCCGCUGGCUUUCAAUUAACUAAAGAAGGAAACUGUGAACCAUGCAUGCGAGGUUAUUUCAGACCGAAAGGUACUCCAUCUUGUGUAAAAUGCCCUCCGAGGCGUACAACUCCUUCCAUUAGUGCCAAAUCAGAAGCUGAGUGUUCUGAAGAAUUAUGUAGUCCUGGCUUUUAUAUGGACAGCAGUAGGCACUGCGUGGAGUGUCCGAAAGGAAGUUAUAUGGAUCAUGAACAGCAGGAAUCGGAGUGCAGACCCUGUCCGCAAGAUACAACCACAGCUGCUAAUGGAUCAACAUCAGAAUUAGACUGCACAAAUCCUUGUCUGGUAGAUGGCCAGAUGCGCCUUUGCCAAGCGAAUGCAUUCUGUGUAUUUAGAGAAGAUAUCGAUUCCUUUGCUUGUGAAUGCCAACCAAAGUAUCGUUUAGAAAACAGGACAGGCGAGUGUGUCUCUGUAUGUGAAAGUUAUUGUGUAAACGGAGGAACCUGUGAAGUGAAUCCAGAAACACAUGAACCUACCUGCCACUGUGUUACAAAUUUCCACGGAAACAGAUGUGAAAGCAAAGCUGAGUUUGUAUAUAUUGCGGGUGGAAUAGCUGGUGCAGUUAUAUUCAUUAUUCUUCUAGUACUUCUCAUUUGGAUGAUAUGUGUGAGAUCUACAGCACGAAAAAAUCUACCUAAAAAAAUGCCAGAACCAGCUAUGGAUCUUAGCAGUUCACAGACAAAUUUCUAUUAUGGGGCUCCAGCACCAUAUGCUGAAAGUAUAGCACCAUCGCAUCACAGUACUUAUGCUCAUUAUUAUGAUGACGAUGACGAUGGCUGGGAAAUGCCCAAUUUCUACAAUGAGACGUAUAUGAAAGACAGCUUACAUCAUGGUAAAGGCAAUAGUCUAGCACGCAGCAAUGCAUCCAUCUAUGGAAACAAGGAGGAUUUGUACGAUAGAUUAAGGCGGCAUCAAUAUCAGGGCAAAAAAAGAUAGUGACAGUGAAGAUCAAGGCUAAUAAUUUAUGUUAUAAAUAUAUGAACUUAAGUAACAACAUUUAAUACCAUAUUUUCUCCAAGCAAGAGACUGGCCACAGAAAUGAACAGCUCAAGCACACUGCCAAAGUGACUUGGAACUUGGGUGUAAAGAAAUACUAGUAUAGGGAACUAAAAAUGAUGUAUUUUUUGUAAAGAUAGAAAUAUUUUUAUAUACAUAAUUUUCUAUUUAUUUCAAUAUUUAUUUGCCAGUUUGAAAUGCCUGCCAUUUGAAUGAAUUUGCCUUUUGUUUUUAUAACCCAGAUAAUUUAGUUAAAUUUGACUAGUUCAAAAUAGUGUUUGUAAACUGCUCUUGUAAACACAGUGAUGAUUAUUUAAGAUAUGUGUUUACAGGAAAUGCAGUUUACAAAAAUGUGAUUUAAUAUCAUUUACUAUUUAUUGUAUAUAGUUAAUCAUCAUCAUCAUCUCAUCAGUUUAUCAUCCACAGGAGGACUUAUUAAAGGCAUGAUUUUCAUUUACAGGCAAUGGUUAUUUUUGAAAUACAAUUUUAUUUCUGUCUUAAGUUUUAUUGGUGAACUUAAUAUUUUUAGAAUCAAGUUAAUUUAAGAAAAGCAGAACAGAAAAUUAAUUCUGAAGACAAACGUUAAGAAAGAUGCUCAAAUUUUAAGAUAUUUAGUUAACAUCAGCUUUUAGAGUGAUUACACAAUUAAAGCUAGUCAUUAUAUGCUUCUGUACCCAAAGUUCAGUUUCAUAUCCUCAUACUUAUAUAACCAGAUGUUUAUUAAUUUCUUUUGUAAUUAAAUGUUCAACAAUUUGAAAUACUGUUAUAAAUAGAAGGCUGUAUUAUGUUAAUUGGCAAUUAUUCAAUUUGUGGGAUAUUCAUAAAAUAAAAUGUUUAUAACUGA
Stegodyphus dumicola is the source of this 11157-nucleotide messenger RNA. RefSeq lists its product as uncharacterized. Gene Ontology annotation, molecular function: calcium ion binding; Notch binding. The record is from RefSeq and is a predicted model, not a curated record. NCBI's taxonomy places the organism in Eukaryota, Metazoa, Arthropoda, Arachnida, Araneae, Eresidae. Gene Ontology annotation, biological process: Notch signaling pathway.